CUCUUUAGUUGUCCAGUCUAAUUCAACUCCGUGAAACGUUUGUUUGGCCAACUUCUGACAUGCAGUGUUUUGGGAAGUUGUCUAUGUUCGUAACAUCCCCACCAGAGCAUAGAGCAGGGAUUGACCAGUACUCAUUUACCUACCUCUUAGUGACCGUGACUGUAAUUUAAUAAUCGUUUUAAAUUUGUAACCAAAUGACACAAGCAGAGAGAGAGCAAGAGAAUGGAAAAGAGAAAGAAAAGGAGCGAGAGAAGGAGAAAGAAAAGGAACAACGCGGCGUGAAAAGACCGAUUGUCCCAGCCGCUAUUGCAGAGCCUUUGCAAGAGGCAAUUCAAACCACCUCUAUUAUCGUGAUCCACCCUGGAUCCAAAACCCUAAGAAUCGGUCGAGCUACAGACAACCUGCCUGUGGCUGUUCCUCACGUCAUUGCACGAAGACACAAACAACCUGGUCAACCUGGUUCUCGACAUGAAGACCCUUGGCUCUUGAGGGAUGGACUAAAUAAACCAGAGAGUACAGAGCAGAGGCAAAAUGGCAUCAAAAUGGUGGACCAAGCCAUUUGGUCGAAGAAAAUGUCAAACGGAAUUAGACGAACCCCAGUCUCUGCAGAGCAGGCAAGAGCUUACAACAGACAGAUUCGUCCUGCCGUGCUGGAUCCCACUGCCAGGGUGAAGUGGACAAACACAAGCCACAAACCAGACUUUUUGGUGGGGGAGGAGGCCCUGUAUGUGAACACAACAGACGGCUAUAACCUCCACUGGCCAAUCUGUAGGGGUCAGCUCAACAUCCACGGGGGACCGGGAGGUUCACUGACUGCUGUCUUGGCUGAUCUGGAGGCCAUCUGGUCCCAUGCUUUACAGAAACUUCUGGAAAUGCCCCUGAAAGACCUGAAGUAUUACGGAUGCAUCCUGCUUGUUCCUGACAUCUACAAUAGACAGCAUGUCAAAGAAAUGGUUAACAUGUUGCUUAAUAACAUAGGAUUUUCAGCCAUCGUGGUACACCAGGAGUCGGUGUCUGCCACCUAUGGCAGUGGCCUGAGCAGUGCCUGCGUGGUGGACGUGGGUGAUCAGAAGACCAGCCUGUGCUGCGUGGAGGAUGGAGUGUCUCACCGGAGUUCCAGGCUGUGUCUGGCAUAUGGAGGCUCUGACGUGACUAGGUGCUUCUUCUGGCUGCUGCAGCGGGCGGGCUUCCCCUACAGAGAGUGUCAGCUGACCAACCGCAUGGACUGCAUGCUCCUGCAGCAGCUCAAAGAGACCUUCUGCCACCUGGACCAGGACAUUUCUGGACUUCAGGACCAUGAGUUUCGCACACGUUUCCCAGAGUGCCCAGUCCUCCUGUACCAGUUCCGAAUUGGGGAUGAGAAACUUCAGGCCCCCAUGGCUCUGUUCUACCCAGCUACGUUUGGUAUUGUGGGCCAGAAGAUGACCUCACUGCAGCUGCGGUCACAGGGCGACUCGGAGGAUCCUCAUGAUGAGCACUACCUGCUGUCCACCCAGAGCAAACAAGACCAGUCUUCCAAAACCACCACAGACAGGAAAUCCCUUCCCAAACCCCUUGGCUUUGAUGGCGAGUCCAGCAGCCAGUGUGGCGAGCCGUCUGAGAGAGGCCUUCAUUCCCAGGAGGUAGAGCUCGGCCAUGCCCAGGGAGAGUGCCUGAUGGGCGGAUCAGAGGUGGAGGACUCCCCCUCGGCACUGCUGUCCAGGAGGACGGCCAUGUCGCAGUUCGAGGGGAAAGCACUGGGGCUAGACAAAGCCAUUCUACACUGUAUAGACUGCUGUGCGUCUGACGAGACCAAGCGUAAGAUGUACAGCUCCAUCCUGGUGGUAGGGGGAGGCCUCCUGUUCCACGGUGCCCAGGACUUCUUACAGCACCGCAUCCUCAACAAGAUGCCCCCGUCGUUCCGCCGGGUGGUGGAGAAUGUGGAGGUCAUCACACGGCCCAAGGACAUGGAUCCACAGCUGAUACCCUGGAAGGGCGGUGCGGUGCUGGCCUGCCUGGACACAACCCAGGAGAUGUGGAUCCACCAGCAUGAGUGGCAGCGCUUUGGAGUCCGCAUGCUCAGAGAAAGGGCCGCAUUUGUCUGGUGACCCCAGUACCAGUGAAGGAGUGUGUGUGUGUGUGUGUGUGUGUGAGACAGUCUGUCUGUCUUUGAGUGUGUGUUUGGUUUCUGUCUGUGUGUCUGACUUCAGAGUCAGUUUUUCAGGCUUGGAUAUAGUGUCGGUUGAACAUCCAAACCUCAGAGUAUAAGAAAUAUUUAGCUUGUUUUUGAUGUUAGACUAUUUUUUUGUACAAACGAUAUUUAAAAAACAUAAAUAAAAAUCAAAUUUGAAAGUC
Clupea harengus (Atlantic herring) is the source of this 2334-nucleotide messenger RNA. Its product is annotated as actin related protein 8. The record is from RefSeq and is a predicted model, not a curated record. NCBI's taxonomy places the organism in Eukaryota, Metazoa, Chordata, Actinopteri, Clupeiformes, Clupeidae.